Sesamum indicum (sesame) is the source of this 1966-nucleotide messenger RNA. RefSeq names its product mitogen-activated protein kinase kinase kinase 18-like. Gene Ontology annotation, biological process: protein phosphorylation; signal transduction. NCBI's taxonomy places the organism in Eukaryota, Viridiplantae, Streptophyta, Magnoliopsida, Lamiales, Pedaliaceae. The record is from RefSeq and is a predicted model, not a curated record. Gene Ontology annotation, molecular function: ATP binding; protein kinase activity.
CGAUUUAAUGACGUGUUCAAAAUGAAAUGAAUUGAACCACACAACCAUAAGCUCAAAAUCUUUAACACCUAUGUUUAUCUUUCAAAAAAGAGAAAAAAACUAAAAAGAUAAAACCAAAUCAAGAAAGCCGAAACAUCGCAACUUUGUGUGUAGAGGUUUGUCUGAGAAAAGCACACGUACAUAGUAUAAUAAUUCCAUGUUAAGCUCAGUCCACAAACUCUUGGCCGAACCGAAUGUGGAUAUUCAUUCAUUCCCCCAACAAUCACAUGCCAAAUUCCUAACUGAUCAAAUCCCCACCACCACCACAAUCUAAGCUCAACAUGUCCUAAAAUCCCACUAUUUAUCGCACAACCAAAUUAACCGAAUCCCCACCGAUCAAUUAGUGGAUAAGGAUAAAAGCACAAGAGUGUUGUCUUAAAUAUUAUCACUUCUCUGUUCACGUCAACUUGUCAUAUCCACACCCCAACUCCCAACUCUCUGUAUAUAUAUAAACACAAGUUUCCCACUCAGAUAUGUCAUCGUCCUUCAAUACAAAAACCCAUUACACAGCAGAAAGGAUAGCUAUUCUUACCCGAUUUCCAUCAGAUGAGCAUGAGAAAGGUGAACAGAGGAUGGGUCAGAGGCCCCUGCAUCGGCAGAGGUGCUUACGGAACAGUGAGUCUUGGAGUUACCACCUCAAGCGGCGAUGUUUUUGCCGUCAAGUCUGUGGAUUUAGCCUCCGCCUUGCCUUCCCAGAUAGAGGCGUUGGAAAACGAAAUCAGAGUUGUUCAAUCACUCUCCUCUCCUUAUAUUGUCAAGUACCUAGGGGAUGACACCACGAUGGAGGGUUCUUCACCAACGACGUCAUUGAGGAACUUGCACAUGGAGUACCUACCGGCUGGCACCGGCGCUGACCUAGCCGUAACGUCCGUGGAUUUCGACGAGGAAGCCGUUGCUAGUUACACCUGGUGCUUGGUAUCCGCACUCAGAUACCUUCACUCCAGAGGCAUUAUGCAUUGCGACGUCAAGGGUAAAAACUUCCUCUUAGGGCACACACCAGGCACCGCCAAGCUCGCCGAUUUUGGUUCCGCUGUGGAGAUCUCGUCGGCAACCAUCUCUACUCGAGGCAGCCCGCUAUGGAUGGCUCCGGAGGUGAUACGCGGCGAGCAUCAGGGGCCAGAGUCCGACGUCUGGUCGCUAGGUUGCACCGUUAUCGAGAUGGUGACGGGUAAGCCGGCAUGGGGAGCGGAUGCUAACUCAGUUUGUAGAAUCAGCUACUCGGACGAGUUGCCUCCGUUUCCAUCUCAGCUUUCGCACUUAGGGCUUGACUUCUUAGAUAAGUGCUUCAGUAGGGAUUACACGAAGAGAUGGAGCUGUGAGCAGCUGCUGCAGCACCCAUUCCUGUCAAGGAGACCGCAGAAAAGCUCAAUUGCCUUUCCAUCUCCGCGGUGCGUGUUGGAUUGGUUUAAUUCAGAAUUCUGCGAGGAAGAAUGCGAGAAAGACGAAGAUGAGACUCCGAAUUCUGGGGCCAACGAGAGGUUAAGGGGAUUAGUCUCCGGAGCAGGGGCGAAUUGGGAAUCAGAUGGCUGGGUGGUGGUGAGGAGCGGGGCUGAAAACGGAGAAGGGAGCAGCUCGGCAGUUUUCGAUUUGAUUACAGCACAGGCGGGAAUCUUGGGGCGGAGUUGGGAGGGUUCCUCCACACCAUCUGGGGAUAGAAAUACGAAUUGUAAUGUGAUUCCGUCUCGAGAAGGACAAAACUGCAGCCCCCAAUACGACGUCGUAGUUCUCCAAUAUAACGAUCCGCAAAUAUUUUCUUGUGAUAGCAAUGCAACACUUGCAUGUUCAAGAGGAAAUAAGUUUUCAUUUUUAUCUGAUUUGUACAUUAUAUUUCUUGAUUUUAUAAGUUUCACAUUCAUUCUUUUCGGGUGAAUUGUUACGAUUAUAUCAAGUUAAAUCUAUAUAACUAACACCAAUAGAUUAAUACUCA